Messenger RNA from Lytechinus pictus (painted urchin), 1236 nucleotides. RefSeq lists its product as uncharacterized. The transcript has a single exon. The record is from RefSeq and is a predicted model, not a curated record. NCBI's taxonomy places the organism in Eukaryota, Metazoa, Echinodermata, Echinoidea, Temnopleuroida, Toxopneustidae. The coding region runs from base 1 to 1236 and encodes 411 amino acids.
AUGAACGUCUCUAGCAAUGACCUCCUCAUCAGCUUUGAUGUUGAGUCAUUGUUCACAAGUGUACCAGUUAAGGAUGCUUGCGCCAUCAUCCUUGAGAGAUUGAAAUUUGACAGAACUCUCCCUGACAGGACACAGUUGUCUCCUCUAGAGAUCCAUGACCUGCUUGAGAUGUGCCUCAAUUCCACCUCUUUCAGAUGGAGAGACACAUUCUACAGGCAAACGGAAGGGGCUGCCAUGGGGUCUCCCCUGUCCCCAGUGGUAGCCAACAUGUUCAUGGAACAUUUCGAGGAGACGGCUCUCCAGUCAGCAACCCACAAACCCAAAGUGUGGCUUAGAUAUGUGGACGACACUUUUGUGGUUUGGCAACACGGUGCUGAGGAAACUAGCAAUUUCUUACAGCACCUCAACUCUCAACACGAGUGUAUCAAGUUCACCAUGGAAAUGGAGAAUGAGGGGUCUAUCCCCUUUCUUGAUACAAAGAUUACGAGGACGGCACAGGGAUCCCUAUCCCAUCAGGUUUAUCGGAAACCUACUCACACUGAUCGGUACUUGAACUAUCGUUCAUUCCACCACCCAUCAGUGCUGAGAUCCAUCAACAAGACGUUAGUCAAACGAGCGCAUGAGGUUAGUGACCAGAUCCACCUGAGAGGUGAGCUUGAGCAUAUCAAACGUGUUUUGAAAUGUAACAACUACCCCUCACAUAAGAUCUGCACUGAGCUUCCCCCCUCGCGGAACCCUCGUGCAGGACAACCCAAGGCGAGAGUCGUUCUUCCAUAUCUGGGAGCAGCCUCUCACAAAAUUCAGAGGAUUUUGAGAGAAGCCGACAUUGAGGUUCGUCAUAGUUCCUCAAAUAAGCUUCAAUCUGCCCUCACUACACAUAAGGACAAGCGCAACUCCAAGGACCUCCCUGGAGUUUACCGAAUUCCUUGUGAAUGCGGUAAAGUUUACAUCGGAGAGACGGGUUGUUCCUUCAACACUCGGAUUAAGGAACACAAGGCCCAUGGUAGGAGAGACGAGAGGGAAAAAUCUGCAAUCAUCGAUCAUGCCCAUACGCAUGAUCACCGGAUUCUUUGGGAUGAGAGUAGACUAGUCACCCGUGUCCCCUACUGGUAUCAACGGAGAGUCAGAGAAGCGUUGGAGAUUGAGGAACAUAACACUGUUCCUCAAGACAGCGGCCUCCAACUCAGCAAUAUCUGGCUUACCGUUCUAGACAAAGAGGCUAAUUUGCCUAAUUAG